Molecule: messenger RNA, 2070 nt
Organism: Rotaria sp. Silwood1
Lineage: Eukaryota; Metazoa; Rotifera; Eurotatoria; Philodinida; Philodinidae
Source: the annotation of a GenBank genome assembly
AUGCCUACAAUUUGGUGCGCAAAUUCUUUAACACACGAUGACAAGACAAAAAUGGGACAAAAACCUAAUUUUCCAAAAGGUCAACGUCGACUUAAUCACAACUUAGCAACAUUUUUGACCAAUAUAUCUUCACUCUCGUUUACUGAAAAUGAUUACUUGUGUACUCCAUGUUAUCAACGAUCGAUGGAGAAAUUUAACGAAAUGUAUAUCUGUAUUAAUUCACCACCAGCUAUGGAAACAGAUGAACCACGACCUACAAGAACUGCUGCAACAACUGCUCUAUCUAAUAUAGCAACUCUAAAUACUUUUGAUAUGUUUCUGUCCGAUCAAAAUAAAUCAUCGGAUAUUUUAGAUGAUGAAAUAAUGGAUAUUGAAUUUCUUGUUAAUCGAGAAAAUUCAUUAGCACUUUUGAACAAGUUUUUUUCAUUAGUUGGAUUAUCAUCUGUUCGUGAUAUUAGAAACCAGAAUAUUCUUCGUCAAAAAGUAAAUCUUGGAAUAAUCGUAAUCCGCAAAGCUGCCGAAGAAUUAUAUAAAGAAAAUCAAGAGAAAGAAGAAAUAAUAAAAUCGAAUAAUAAGUCAGACAUAACUAUAAACGAUGUUAAUGAACUUGUUACUAAUUUUCAACUACUUGUGAAUAUGAGUGAUUAUGCUGAACAAAUUAGAUUACUGACAUUAGUUCCUAAAGCUUGGGGACGCGUAAAAACUUCGACGUUUUUUGGAUGUACAGAUCAUCAAGCUCGUUAUGGUAUUUAUUUACGAGAUGCAGAUCAAGUUUUAUCAUACCCAAUCGACUGUCGUGGAAAUCUUCCAUUUGAUCCAUUUAUUGAACAAACUGUUUUCAACUUUUAUCAUACAGAUGAAAUCAGUAAGGCAUCGCCGAACAAAAAGGAUGUUCUACAAAAUAAUAAAAACCCAAAACCUAUUCGGUUUAUGCUUAUGAGUCUAAGAGAAGCUUAUCAAAUAUUCAUUCAAGAAAAUCCAACAAUGCAUGUUGGAAAAUCGAAAUUUUGUUCAAUUAAACCAAAGUGGAUUAAGACGACAACUCCACAUGAUAGUUGUGUAUGUGAACAUCAUCAAAAUCCUGAGCUAUUGUUGAAUGUCAUGAAUCGAUUAAUCAGUUUUCGAUUAACUUUAUCAUCAUUAGUGGAAAUGAUGGUCUGUCAAAAUUCAACAGUAGAUUGUUUUUUACGACAAUGUUCUACAUGUAAUACUAAAAUGCCUUCUAUCUAUUUUAUUGAACUACUUCAAAUAAAUGGAACAAACGAAGACGACGACAUUACUUGGGUUUUAUGGGAGAAAAACGAAAAAAAAACGGAACUACAACGUCAUACCACUUCAAUUAGUACACUUCUUGACAAACUUGAUUGUCUUUGGAACAAGUUUUUGAUUCAUUAUUUUGUUACGAUUGAACAACGUGAAUAUAUAAAACAAAUUAAAUUAAUAUCAUCAGAACAUGGAACCGCGAUUGUACAACUUGAUUUCGCUGAAAACUUUUGUUUAUUCAGUCAAUCAGCUGUUCAAUCAUCCUAUUAUUAUAACAAGCAGGUAACCAUUUUUACGGUGCAUAUUAAAAUGGGUUUAGGUCAUCGUAAUCUUGUCUUUAUAUCUGAUUAUAUGAAACAUACAACAGAAUUUGUUUAUCAAGCUCAGAUGGACUUCGGAAUAGCAGCAUCCUGGACCUUCUCAUCAACGUCUCAUGGGAAGGGUCCAGUAGAUGGUGUGGGCGCUGCUGUAAAAUCUCGUGCAACACGUUACUUGUUAAAAGGUUCAACUGAACAAGUAUUUCUUUCAGCUGAGGAGUUUUUUAGAUUUACUCAUCAAGCGAACGAUCAUCAAGUGAUGAAAGGUGAUCUUGAACCGAAUCGACCAAUUGAAGCAUUUUAUAUUAAGUCAUCAGAUAUUGAUUUCAUUUUCAAAAGAACAUUACAAAAACGGUGGGCAUGUCUAGAGAGAACCAAUUGGAUAGAAGGUAUUCAAAGUAAACAUCAAUUUGAUCCAGUAGGUGUUGGUAACAUAAAAUGUCGUCGAACAUCCAGUGAUAGUUAUUCUGAAACAUUUGAAUUGUUUUAA